Molecule: messenger RNA, 498 nt
Organism: Cyclocybe aegerita
Lineage: Eukaryota; Fungi; Basidiomycota; Agaricomycetes; Agaricales; Hemipholiotaceae
Source: the annotation of a GenBank genome assembly
AUGGCACUUCUGAAGGAGGUCGAGGCACUCGCAGAGGCUGAUUCGAGACGUCUUCAGCCGGGUAACGUCGUCCCAGAAUAUCCUAACAGAGUGGCAGGUUAUGGCGCGUCUCGUAGAUGUAUAGACUUCGCUCCGAGAUAUCCACUCUCGUGUGAGCUGACUGAGGUGUCGAGGCGAUACGACGCCAACGCCGACAGACAGCUGCAAGCUGAUGUUUUCGUCCGGAUCCUGAACGUCGAAAUGAAAGAUCCGGGAAAGAAUCUCCACUGGGAGACCGUUUACAAGCCUGUCGUGAUACUGAUUUCGCUUGAUAUUCAGCUCGUAUCGUUGGGAGUAGAGCUGCUCGAUGAGCGCUACGGCCAUGUCUCAAAUUUUGGCGUCGAGCUCGUUCAGUUGGACGCAAGCUGGGCAUGGGGUACGAUGGGGGGUGAGGCACUCGGCACCAGACACGUCGAUUUCCUCGAUCUUCCCUGUGACGGCGCAGAUACGACAAAUUAA